UUUGCAAAUUAGCAGCUAACUCGAAGUAAAGGCAGGGGGGGACUCAAUAUCAGGCAGCUUGAUUGAGGUCUCGUUGUGACCCCACUGCUUACGUUGGUCCGGAUAUCUUGAACUGACUCAAGCAUCUUGAGUUAGCAGAAGUUCAGUUUGUCAAUGUUCUCAACAAAAAAUGGAUACUGAUUUCUCGCGAUUGUGGCAGCAUCACUUAAGUGCUCUUCGAGACGAUUUCUCGAGGGCAAGUGUAGAGGCGCUACCUAGCCAGCCAUCGCGCCCUCCAAGUGCUGAUAGCCUCGCCCGUUGCGCUGAUGGCGGAGAGGACCACGCUUGGGAUGUCAAGAGCAGCCAGAUAGUAGAUGGCUUGGAUGAUCUGACACUACAAAGCCCAAACACGACAGAAUCGCACAGCCCAAAGCCGCCGUGGUUCAUGGACAGAGAGGGCUACACCGAGACCGCAAUCUCGUCGCCGCAGACUACCAGCUGGCCGAGGACGGUCAAAUCCUCCAACCACCAUCCUGGCAUCAAUUAUGCGGUGACCUCAAAACCAUCCACGUCCGAGCCACGAAGCACGGGAAAGCGACUGGCAAGACUACAGUCGCCACCGCCGCCCAUCAUCCUUCAGAAGCAACAUGAACUACUGUACGAGCACAACACCGGCCGCUAUAACACACUGGCAGCCGGUGACCCAGACCCUAUCACGGCCACCGCGGACCGGACAGCAGCCUCCACCACAACGCUGCAUACCCACAGAGCCGACACCCCUGUCACACAAUCAACCCCAAAGAAGACGCCAGCAGCUUCUGAAGUCCGCGUGCUCAUCCUGACCUGGGCAAAGCAGCCAGACCGCCGGGGCGAGGACGGGCAGCUGCUCUCGCCCAGCCUCAACAGCCUGAGCGACACGGAGACGUUGCGCGCCUGCUUCAAGCGCAGAGGGUACCGUGUUCAAUGCAGGCUGAUACCGGCUGACUAUCCGACGGCGGCUGUCGAGACGAUUUUGGGCCGGUUUCUGGAGGAUGGUGAUGUUGAUAAGGAGGACGGAGAAGGUGAGGGCGUGCUGCUGGUGAUUUACUAUCACGGCUGGGGCUGUUUGGAUGGUGAGGAGAGGAUGAUGUUUUUGAGGGACCCCGACCCUUCGGCAGGCAUCUUCUUCUGGGACGACGUGCGGGGCCCUAUCAUGCAAAGCACCAGCGAUGUGCUGCUCGUAUUUGACUGCACGGGGCUACCCGGUGCCCGGGCGGAGCAGCACGAGAUCAUGCGCAGUAUAGGUGCGGGCACCAGUUUGGCCUCGUCGCCUUCGGCGAAACAGCUCCUGGGUAUUUGCGUCCCUGCACCAUUCAGAAACGACAGACCGGCCGCUUUUACGUUUCCGUGCGAUGCCAUGACGCAGUCGCUGUGCAGGAUGCUAGAUCGGACUCAGCCUGGUGACAUGUCGGAUCUGUCGGUACAGAAAUUGUGCUCGUUAAUGAGGGAGGACCUGCGAGACACGGAGCUCGCGACAAGAGUCUUUGUCACACAGCUAGGGAAUGGGCAGUUGCUCGAUAUUCUCCUCUCGCCGACGAGUGCGAGUGCAUCUCAGGGGUCAAGGCAGAGCAUAAGGUCGAGAUAAUGAUGAGCCGGCCAGAGACCUACCUUACCUAGUUAUCGAGAUCCAAGCGCGAGGGUACGGAAUACUACCUACCACAUUGAUAGCGCCAUGUCUCGGACUCUACAGUAAUGUACAUGGGCUCAUGUUAGGCAAGUCCUGAAGGUAGUGCCAACAGGCAGCAACUCUGGCUGG
This is a messenger RNA of Canariomyces notabilis, 1774 nucleotides long. RefSeq lists its product as uncharacterized. Lineage: Eukaryota; Fungi; Ascomycota; Sordariomycetes; Sordariales; Chaetomiaceae. The record is from RefSeq and is a predicted model, not a curated record. The transcript has 3 exons. The coding region runs from base 170 to 1603 and encodes 477 amino acids.